AUGAAAGCUGUAACGGCUUGCAACUUUCCUGAAAAUAAUGACAUGUAUGGACUAGGAAUUAGGUUAGCCUUCUACACUCUCUGGUUAGGAACAAUUCUGGCUUGCCGAAUGGCUCCGAGACAAGCUUCAAUGUUACGAAUGACGAAUUCUUUGUUUGUUACGGCUAUUAUAAUCUCCUUAAUUAUCAAAAUAAGGGAAAAUAACAUAAGUCCCAUUGAAAAAUCUGUCAUUCUAUUCAUGUGCUUCAGUGGAUAUCUCUAUAUUCUACCCCUAUACAUUGGUCGAAUAUUGGCUAUUUGUUUUCCAAUAAUGAAUCCCACCUGCUUUUAUCAACGGGAGAAGAGCAGGAUCCAGAAAACUCUUAAUUUUCUUCUUAUGGUCUUUGUUUCAGGGUUUAAUCUAAAAUUUUGGGUUGAGAUUGUGUAUAUUGCUAGGCCUGAGGCAUGUAAUCCAAUCGGCUUCUUUUUCAAAAAGGUUCCCCUUGAAGAAUCAGAUUAUCGAAUGGGGAAUAUCAUGUUCUAUUUUUCUUGGAUUUUCUCGUGUCUAAUGACACUUGGCAUUAAAUUUGCUAGAGCUAGCGGCAGGCUUCAGUACAUAGGGCAGCGAAGGUCAAGGAGACAAAAUCCAUUGUUGGCACUCCAGACUCACACAAUCUUGAAUUUGAUCCUCGCUGCUAUAUCUAUUUUCGACAUCGAACUAACCCUUCGAUGGAACAAUAUGCAGGGUCCCAAAAUCUGGUCUGCUUCCCAGAUACUACCACUUACUAUUAGUAUUGGUAUGGUAAUUCGGUCAAUUUUAUUAUUCUCAUCUGGAACGCAUACAAAGAAAAAAAGUGCGAGCUCAAAAAGAAUUACUUCAGAAUCACGCUCGUUUAGCUCGCCUAGUAUAAAUGAGACACAAAUUGGGAAUCUCCAAGGUCCAGAUCUUGUAUUACUAAGAACGACAGAACGAUUGUCCAGCGGUGCCGUCCAGCCACAAUUUCCUCGAAAUUCUGAUGCGGACACUCAAGCUCAACGCGUACAAGUUUUACCGCUCCAAACUGAUAGAGUUCACCCACAACAACCUCCAAGUUACCAUGAGUCACUACCACCGUACCAUCCAGAAUAA
Blumeria graminis f. sp. triticale is the source of this 1107-nucleotide messenger RNA. Lineage: Eukaryota; Fungi; Ascomycota; Leotiomycetes; Helotiales; Erysiphaceae. The record is from the annotation of a GenBank genome assembly.